CCCCGCGCGGUGUUCCGCGGCCGGAGGUUCGGGGCCCGCCGGCGUCGGGCGGCGUCCGUGCGGAAGAGCUGUUGCCGACAGGGGCGGUCGUUACACGAGAAAUUGUUGCUUCACACAUUUGAGCUUUGGCGGCCAAAGGAUAGCGAAAGAAUGGAAACUGAAAGUGGAAACCAAGAAAAGGCAAUGGAAGAGGAAAGUACUGAAAAGAAAAAAGAAGUAGAAAAAAAGAAACGGUCUCGAGUUAAACAGGUGCUUGCAGAUAUUGCUAAGCAAGUGGACUUUUGGUUUGGAGACGCAAAUCUUCACAAGGACCGGUUUCUUCGCGAGCAGAUUGAGAAAUCCAGAGAUGGAUAUGUUGAUAUUUCACUCCUCGUGUCUUUUAACAAAAUGAAAAAAUUGACCACUGAUGGGAAGUUAAUAGCCAGAGCACUGAAAAGUUCAGCUGUUGUAGAGCUGGAUUUAGAAGGGACCAGGAUCCGGAGGAGGAAGCCGCUGGGAGAGAGGCCACAGGAUGAGGAUGAGCGGACAGUGUACGUGGAAUUACUUCCCAAAAAUGUUAAUCACAGCUGGAUUGAAAGAGUGUUUGGGAAAUGUGGCAAUGUCGUUUAUAUAAGCAUACCGCACUAUAAGUCUAGUGGAGAUCCAAAGGGAUUUGCCUUUGUGGAAUUUGAAACAAAAGAACAAGCAGCAAAAGCUAUUGAGUUUCUUAAUAACCCACCUGAAGAAGCACCAAGAAAACCAGGUGUAUUUCCUAAAACGGUGAAAAAUAAGCCCAUUCCUGCCUUUAGAGUAGCUGAAGAAAAGAAAAGGAAGAAGAAGAAGAAAGUGCGAGUGAAGAAGGAAGACGGUCUCCAGAGGGGAGUGUCAAACAUGGACGCGGGCAAGGAGAGCGACGGCUGCACAGGGAAGAGGCCCGGGGCUGCGUCUGAGGGCUCCGAGGGAGAAGCUGCUGAGCCCCAGAAGCCGCCCUCGAAGAAGAAGAAGAAACGAGAAAAAGCGGAAGUAAGCGGUUCACCUUCAGUGAGAGCCGGGAAGAGGAAGAGAAGCAGGUCAGAGGGCGCAGAGUGCCUCCCCCCCAGGGCCAAAGUCAAGAAACUUGCUCAGAAAGACGACCGUAAAAAAGCACCGGAAAUGUGCAAGGAAUACAAAGACUUAGAAGUCUCCACUGAAGAGGAAAAGGACGCUGGAGACGUAAAAGACGGGUCCCUGUUGAAGACGAAAAGGAAGCACAAGAAGAAGCACAAGGAGAGGCACCGGAUGGGGGAGGAGGUCAUCCCCCUGCGCGUGCUGUCCAAGAACGAAUGGAUGGAUUUGAAGAAAGAGUAUCUAGCACUGCAGAAAGCCAGUAUGGCUUCUUUAAAAAAAACAAUAUCCCAGUUAAAAUCAGAGUCAGAAAUGGAAACAGACCGAGGAGUGAAUAAGUCCGAAACGAAAACUGAAACAACAGCAAACAGUGCUGAGUGCUGUCCCCCUGAGAAGGCCAGCACCACUGGACCCCAGUUUGUGAGUGGUGUCAUUGUGAAGAUCCUCAGCACUGAGCCCCUGCCUGGCAGGAAGCAGAUCCGGGACACUCUGGCAGCAGUGUCAGAAGCUGUGUAUGUCGACCUGCUCGAAGGGGACACGGAGUGCCAUGUUAGGUUCCGAAGUGCUGAGGAUGCCCGCGCAGUCUUGGAGGCACAAACGGACAUUAAAAAAAAACACUGUUGGGAACUCGAGGUCCUUUCUGGUGAUCAUGAACAGAGGUAUUGGCAGAAAAUUUUGGUAGAUAGGCAGGCCAAACUUAAUCAGCCUCGGGAGAAGAAGAGAGGCACAGAGAAGUUAAUCACCAAAGCUGAAAAGAUUAGACUCGCAAAGACUCAACAAGCAAGUAAGCAUAUUAGAUUUUCUGAAUAUGAUUGAAAAAAGCUUUUGGUUCACCUCUUGAGAUUUCACUGGAUUCUUGGAGCUGUUUAUAGGAAAUCCAUCUUCAUUAUGAUAGUAAAUGCCUAAUGAAUGUUCUUUAAAACCUGUAUUUACUCACGUACCUGUGUUCCUUGUAGAUAAGACUUCUUUCUAGAGAUAAAUAAAUUGUAUAGCACAAUUUUUCAUUAAACAUUUUAUUUGUUGAAAUUAUCUUAUAUAAAUCAACCUCAAAGUGAUUUAGUGAAUAAAUGUUUUGAACAUUAUCA
Rhinolophus ferrumequinum (greater horseshoe bat) is the source of this 2168-nucleotide messenger RNA. RefSeq names its product La ribonucleoprotein 7, transcriptional regulator (gene LARP7). Gene Ontology annotation, biological process: RNA processing. Lineage: Eukaryota; Metazoa; Chordata; Mammalia; Chiroptera; Rhinolophidae. Gene Ontology annotation, molecular function: mRNA binding. The record is from RefSeq and is a predicted model, not a curated record. The coding region runs from base 151 to 1899 and encodes 582 amino acids. Gene Ontology annotation, cellular component: nucleus. The transcript is spliced from 13 exons.